AUCCAGUCCGGGCUGUGCGGUGGAGUCAUCGACGGCUACCCCUGGUGCAAUGAUGGCUUAGCGAUGGCGAUCGAGGGUUUGGCUGUCAAUCUUCCAUGGUGCUCACGGGCGAACGCUCAGUACAUGGAGGGGGAUUGGCACUUUGGAUGCCUCCCCCAUGUGAACCAAAGCUAUUUCUGCUGUGGCGAUGAGCUGGUCGAGCUGCGAGAGCAUGGGGAGAAGGCGAUCGCGGGAGCUUGGAUGAUGUGAGGGCCGCCCUGCUAAGAACUCCAGGUAUGUGCUGGAAUUUCCACUUGGUUUCUUCAAGACUCCAGGAGUAAGCCAACAGUCCAUGAAGAACCCUUUGAAGGAGAGCCGUUUGGCACCGAUGCGCCAUGGAGGUUGCACAAGAGGUGCUGAUCUACCGAAAGAGGGCUCUCAACGAAGCGGCGGACCAGAUGGAUUCCUUCAGUCGCACCGACCUUUCACGCGGACGCCGCUGCGGUGCCAUGGCGAAGGCGCUGGAGUUCCUCGUUGGGAGCUUCAGCGAGGCCCGGGUGCUGGCGAUCGGAGGCCUGGAGAUCUUACGCUUCGGGAUGCAGGACCUCUCCUGCCAGGUCUGCUGGGCUGCGGAGGAGCAGCGCUCGCAGCAGAUCUUCCGCGUGGUUCGCCGGGACUUGGAGGCGGUGCUGCGACGCCUGGGCCAGCUGAGGUAUGACCUGCCCUCCUGGGAGCCAUGCCUACCAGAUUGGUGGAAGUCUUUGGCCGCUCCCUCCAAUGUGGUGAACGUGAGCGUGCGGAGGGCCGGCACGGUGGAUCGGAUGCGCUCGGUCAGGCAAUGGAUGGAGUCGAUCGCCGUGGCCAUGACGGCCUUAGCGGGAGAAUUCCAAAGCCUCUCCUACAUCCUGCAAACAGAGUCUGAUCUUCCACAGCUCUCAGAACCCUUGGAAGGCCGAAUUCAGGAGAUUCCUUUCCCAGCGUCUCUACCGAAGCCCUCCAUCCUGAUCACUCUGGACCACACCGACUCCGACCGCACUUGGGCCGACCUGGAGCAGCUCCGGAGCGCCGGCUGGGCGGUGGUGACCGCAGGGCUCCACGAGGCUUCGAGCAUGUGGCGGAAGUUCCCCUACGCGUGGCCCGGCAGCUCAGUGGCACUGCCGGGUGCACCCUCCGGUGUCAACCGCGCCCAGCGGUUGUGCUGUGAAGGACCGGUGGAGGUGAGCCAACUACUUCAGGGACAAAUCCCUGCAGGAUGCAUGUCAGCGCCUGUGGUGCCUCCCUUCGACCGAAAGGUGUUGGAUCGGCCAGCUGCACCGCGGGCGGUGAUCUUCAUAUGUCUUCACAGUACCUUCUGUGGUGGACAUGGAGAUCGCCUCUUUGGGCUGCUAUCGGCCUAUUUGGCGGCCCUGCUGUCUGGUCGCUCCUUCUUCAUCGACAUGCGCACGCCGCUGCCCCUGCCGAGCCUGCUACAUCCGCGCAAAAGGCCCUGGCCCGCGGUGUCCAGCGCCUGCGUGACGUACCGGUGGACCUCCGCGGAAGAUCCGAAGAGCUUGGAGGAUGACAUCCAACUCUUCAUGGAAGAUGACUCCGAGGUGGUGUGUAUUGCCUCGAACUUGCGGCUGUUUAAGGCCCUUUUGAGAUAUGAUACAUCAAGUGAUUGGGCCUUUGCACGUUCAGGGUUGCUCUCGGGACUCUUCCUGGACCUCUUCUCCUUGGCUCCAAUGCCCAGCUCCUUGGUCUCCAACUUCCUGCGACAGAUGCAAGGCCGUCAGCUGCUGGGCAUCCACUUCCGUGCGGGGAACGAGACCACCUGGUCCGACCCGGCGCGCCACGCGCUGAGCGACCUGGACCUGGCCUUGCGCUGUGCCGCUUCGGUGGAAAGCCACUUGAAGCUUCCGGGCUCCGCCUGGCUCUUGGCGUCCGACACCCUGAAGAUACGCCAGCACCCGGUGGUGGAGCAGCUGCACCGGGCGGGCAAGGUGGUGUAUCUGGAAGACCGACCGACCCACAUUGACCGAUCGAGUCCAGAGGUGGUGAGCAUCCUUCAAUCAUGGGCGGUUUGGUGGGUUCUGGCCUUUCAUACCGAGGCCCUCCUUUCGCAUUCCAACUUCGGGUGGAGCGCUGCGGAAAUCGGCCAACGGAGCGCGUUCCACUUCCCCAGCUGUCGCCCCGCAGACGUCAGCAGUCCCUGAGGGCUGGUGCACCUCACAGACUCGCAAGAGCUAGCUCUGAGCUGACGGGUCGCAGCCUGUUGUACACAUGUAUCCCUGGGAUGUGCUGUCUUUCUCAUGAAUGGCACCAAUACAAAAGUACGUAGCACUUCGACCUCGUGGUGCAUGCAGUUGCAGUGAGCAUAUGUGAGCGUUUCAGAGUCGUGGCAUGGCAUGACACGCUUGUGCCAAAGGAAAACCGUUGUGGAAUUGGUGUCCAUCAACAGUCGACCUUGGUGAGCCAUCAACAUGAUUCCGAAUGAUCCAACCGACGUCGUUGUCCCUCCAAAUGGGUGAACGGUCGGCAGCCCAACUUUUCCAUCGAGUCGGGAAGGGCUAUGCAGACUGCAGUUGAAACGGUCAAGGAGAAGAUGCAGAUGAUGAUGAUGAUGAUGAUGAUGAAGAAGAAGAAGAAGAAGACAAAUAAGAAGAUGAAGGGAACUGAUCAUCACAUGAGGUUGCAACAACUGCGG
Molecule: messenger RNA, 2662 nt
Organism: Durusdinium trenchii
Lineage: Eukaryota; Dinophyceae; Suessiales; Symbiodiniaceae
Source: the annotation of a GenBank genome assembly